Cynoglossus semilaevis (tongue sole) is the source of this 2830-nucleotide messenger RNA. It is a transcript of the gene ccne1, whose product is annotated as cyclin E1. The transcript has 12 exons. Lineage: Eukaryota; Metazoa; Chordata; Actinopteri; Pleuronectiformes; Cynoglossidae. The record is from RefSeq and is a predicted model, not a curated record. The coding region runs from base 419 to 1699 and encodes 426 amino acids.
UACGCCUGUUUUCAGCUGUCAUUACUGAGACUUCGCCCAAAGACUGAUAAACUAUAAACUUUGUUUCCCGUAUAUUUUUAAUUUUAGCACGCUUAUGAGCAUAUCUGGCUGCCAUUCGUGUAUAUUGAGAUAAAUAUUUAGACCAUUACGCUCUAAAUAUUUAAAGGAUUAAAGUGUAUAGAUAAGCUCCGCCCCAACCGUGAUGAAGGCGCGAGCAGAAAGGAAACAGCUGCACACGGUAACGCAUUGAGAGCAGAACUUCUGCCGUUGCAGGCGGGAAAAGUUAUACAACAGCUCUGGGAUUCGAGUUUGCUUUAAUUAAUUAAUUACACUCAAUCUGGACGCCACAGAAGAUUUGUGAACUUUCAGGAAGAAGUGAGGUUGAACUCAGACUUUGACUCCAGAGUCGCAGAUUAUUAUGAGAGGACAAUGGGAAGAAACAGAAGCAUCAUCUGUUACUCCCGAGGAACGACGUGGAUCGAGGAAGAGGAAGGCUGACGUCGCCAUUUAUCUACAGGAUGUGGAUGAAGAUGUGGCAGACAUGACGAGGAAGAAGCAGCGGGACUCUGAGCUCGUCUGGAGCCCUGCUGCAGGUCACAGAAGUCCUCACGGAUGGACAGACAGCGAUCAGUCCAUAACUUUGAAAAACGCAGGUUUUCCCCUCUACAGCUUUAACCAAAUAUUUACCACCCCGGUACACUGUGCGCCACUCCCUGCUCUCUGCUGGGCCAGUAAAGACAUGGUUUGGAGCAACAUGUUGGCCAAAGAUAAAGCAUACAGCAGAGAUGUUCACGUGAUGGACAAACACCCUCAUCUGCAGCCAAAGAUGAGGACCGUUCUGUUGGACUGGCUCAUGGAGGUGAGUGAGGUCUACCGACUCCACAGAGAGACGUAUCACCUGGCUCAGGACUACUUUGACCGUUUCAUGGCCACUCAGAGAAACGUAUUUAAGUCCACACUCCAGCUCAUUGGAAUCACCUGUCUCUUCAUUGCUGCCAAAGUGGAGGAAAUUUAUCCUCCUAAAAUCCAUCAGUUGGCUUAUGUGACAGAUGAAGCCUGUACUGAAGAUGAGAUCCUGAGCAUGGAGAUCAUUAUUAUGAAGGAGCUAAAGUGGAGUCUGAGUCCACACACUGCCAUCUCUUGGCUCAAUGUGUACCUGCAAGUGGCUUAUCUUAAGGAAAAGGAAGAUUUGCUGAUCCCCAAGUUUCCUCAGGUCACCUUUACUCACAUUGCUGAGUUGUUGGAUCUGUGCAUGUUGGAUGUUCAGUGUCUGGAGUAUUCUAACCGCGUCCUUGCUGCUUCCGCUCUCUUUCACUUCUCGUCUCUGGAACUGGUAGAGAAUGUUUCAGCUUUGAAGCAAGCAGAGUUGGAAGAUUGCGUCCGAUGGAUGGUACCGUUUGCUAUGGUUCUGCGGGAACUUGGAGGUUUACCCUUGAAGAAGUUCACCAAAAUUCCUUCAGAGGACAUGCACAACAUCCAGACACACGCCCCCUAUGUAUCAUGGCUGGAAAAGGCAAGCUCCUACCAGGUGGUGGAUCUAGAGUGUCAUAGCAGCUGUGCCCUCCCCUCAGGCACCCUGACCCCGCCCCUCAGCAGUGAGAAAUGUGAGGAUCUGGACCGUCCAGACAGCACAGUGCUCAACGUCAGGCCUAGGCUGCAGACUACGUCUCUAAACACGUCAGACCCUCAGAGCUGCUGACGCACCCAAUAAGGAAACACUGGAGUGGAUUUUAACAGCAGAACAGUGAAGAUGAAGACAAGAUGAUUCAUUGGGAGGAAAAAUGUUUAGGAAGAACCUGACUCUGUGAUGGAAACUAAAUCUAUUUCACGUCCUAGAUUUUUUUUUUUUUUUUUUUUUUUUCUUUUAAAUACAUUUUUUUUUGGUCGGUGAACAUAUAAUUCUGAACAAUCUCACAGAUCCAUUUGAAAAUAGUGGACCAAAAUAGUGGCAGGUUUUUAUUUUGGGGGGGUGGGGGCUGCAUCUUCAGAAGCUUGAAGGAACAGUUCAUUUCUUCACCUCAUGUCGACAACCAGACUAUGUCAGCUUAGAAUCUACAACAUAAGCUUCCUUGUGUCUCACUGAGGGAACACUGCUGCUCCAAAACCACUCUCCCUCUCAGCAAAGUCCAUGAAAUGAAAUGAUUUUAAUGAUGAUCAUUUAAGUUUACAGGGGACAACGCAGUUGUUAAUUCACCGCUACCUUCAUCACCGUUUGUGUUACUUUGACUGUACCAGUGACACAAGCUGACCCCUACAGGUGGCAGCAGAAGUUUAGCAGCUCCUGUGUAUCUGAGUUAAUGUCAACAAUUUGCUCAGUUAACUUUGUCGUGGGAGAGUGGUGGGUUUACAUAUAUCUGUUCUCUGAGGGAGAGAGAUUUAUAUAUAAAGUUGCUUAGAUUUUUUUUUUUUUUUCCAGUCGAGUUGCUGACGUAUUUUCAAGGAGGAUCAGCCUCUUCAGUUGGCACUGAACCUGAAUAUUUUUUUUAACAUCUUAUUUUAAAAGGUUUUCAGCCUUAUUUUUAUAUAUAUAUACAGAAAUUAUAUUUCACAUUUGUUUCUUACUCUAUUUGUAUGUCAUUUUUAAAUAAUUUGCCCACAAAUCCUCAGUUGGUUCUGAGUGCUGCUAAACAGGGCUAGAUAGGUGUGUUGUGUGUAAAUAUAAAAUCCAGGCUUUGCUGUGGUGUUGGUGCCUAGACCUUCUUGAAACAUCUUUUAUGGAUCCAUUACUCCUGCAACAGGCGAGUAAAUACUAAGUUUGAACUGUUAAAUUUAUUUUGUGCUAAGCAAAACUGUAAGAUUUUGUUUGACUUUAUGAAUAAAUUGCUGCUAC